Messenger RNA from Rhopilema esculentum, 3078 nucleotides. RefSeq names its product guanine nucleotide-binding protein G(i) subunit alpha-1. Gene Ontology annotation, molecular function: GTP binding; G protein-coupled receptor binding; G-protein beta/gamma-subunit complex binding. The record is from RefSeq and is a predicted model, not a curated record. Lineage: Eukaryota; Metazoa; Cnidaria; Scyphozoa; Rhizostomeae; Rhizostomatidae. Gene Ontology annotation, biological process: adenylate cyclase-modulating G protein-coupled receptor signaling pathway. Gene Ontology annotation, cellular component: cytoplasm; heterotrimeric G-protein complex.
GCCUAAAUUUUCCUCUAAGCUAACCUUGAAAAUGGACGGAAUCUCUCGUUUUUCCAAUCGACUUGUCCCGCAAUCCCAAACUUGAACUUGUUUGGAAGCAAUAGAGGCCUGCUCAACAAGAGGCUCUGAAACUUUUGUUUUUUCCAUGACGGGAGUAGAAACCAGGGGGAGUAGCAUGGACACGGAAGUUACAAUAUGUCAUUCUUUGACAUAUAUGGAAAGUGAAAAAGGAUCCGGUAAGGAGUACUCGGAAAGAAAUGACGUUGGUGUAUCUGUGGAUAGGGUUAGCAUGAAAGUGCGCGACGAGAAUCAGCAGUUUACUUGUAUUCUUUGGUACUCGAGAAUCGGCAAUCAUGGGGUGCACAUCAAGCCAGGAAGAAACUCUGGCAAAAGAGAGGGACAGAACAAUUACUAAAGAGUUGAAGGCAUCUGGAAAAAUGGCAUCAAAGGAAAUUAAACUAUUGUUAUUGGGAACAGGAGCAUCUGGCAAAAGCACGAUCGUGAAGCAAAUGAAAAUUAUUCACGAUAACGGUUUCACGCCAGAUGAAAGCAUUGGUUACAAGUCGGUUGUCUUCGCCAAUAUUAUACAAUCUAUGUUAGCCAUAGUGAAAGCCAUGCCUCGACUGGGUAUCGAAUUUACAGACUCUGAGCGUGAACACGACCAGCAAAAACUGUUAUCGUUGCUUGAUGAUUGCGAGGAUGGUUGCCUGACAGAGGAAGUUUUCAAUGCUCUCGAGAAUCUUUGGGCUGACGAAGGAGUAAAGGCCUGCUUCAGUCGAUCCCGGGAAUAUCAGCUGAACGAUUCUGCUGGCUAUUAUUUAUCUGAUCUUGGGAGAAUUCGAGCUCCUAACUACAUUCCGACUGAACAAGACAUUUUAAGAUCACGGUUAAGAACUACUGGGAUAGUCCAGACAAGGUUUACCUACAAAGGGUUGCAUUUCAAUAUGUUCGAUGUUGGUGGACAGAGAUCUGAGAGACGAAAGUGGAUUCAUUGCUUUGAAAAUGUGACAGCGAUUAUUUUUUGUGCUGCCUUGAGUUGUUAUGACCAGGCUCUUGCAGAAGACGAAAAAACAAAUAUGCUGAUAGAGAGCAUCAAGGUUUUCGAGGUUAUAUGCAACAGUGAAUGGUUCAUAAAAACACCCAUGAUCCUCUUCCUGAAUAAGAAAGACCUUUUCGCUGAGAAGAUCACCAAAUCUCCGUUGAGUAUCUGUUUUCCAGAAUAUGCCGGCGCUGAUGAAAAGGAAGAAGCUGGGGAGUUUAUAAAAUCAAAGUUCUUUGCCGUCAAAAGUCGUGAGAGUGGCAAGGACAUUUAUACUCAUUAUACUUGUGCAACAGAUACAGAGAACAUUCAGGUUGUCUUUGAUGCAACAACUAGUAUUAUAUUAAAGAAAAAUAUGGCAGAAUGCGGCAUACAGCUAUGAAAACAUAUAGAUAUUUGCAGAAACAUGUAUUUGCGUUAUGUACAGGGAUUCGGUUUUACGAAUAAGGAUUGUAUUUUAUCAGAAAAUUGUUAAUAAACAGUCUGGGUCCCGGUCUCUCGUCUUAAGUGAUGGUUUCAAAAAUUCCCUUGAAAGAAAUUUUUAUCUCAAAAUAGGGUAGUUGAUCUCCCCUCAACGUCCUGUAAGCAUGUAGGAGUUGCUGAGUAAUGUCUACUGUGGUUGCCUGUAGCUUUGUAUUUGGUUAAACCAGCCCUACAUGUACAUGAAAGGAAAUGUUUUAUUGCAUAACUUGGCCCAGAAAUUGAUGUCGAGUCUGUAUAAGCGCUGUCUGCGGUUUUUAACAUUGUCAGUGAAUUAAAAGAAUUGUUUAAAAGUACGUUUUAUGAACAGAAACAGAUCGUAUUGGCGAGUUUCAUUUUGAUUUUCUCUUAGGUACAUUAACAGGAAGUUUUUGUGGUAUGACAGAGUUGCCGUUAACCGGCAUGCUAGCACAAGGACCGGAUGCUUAAUAUAACAACACCGACAAAUGUUGCUAAAAAGUCUUGUCGACUUGGCAAAAGAAGGCAGACUUGCUGUACUUCCUCCAAAAAACGCAUAGUCAUUUAUCAAAGUUGUAUAAAAUAUGGUGCGGCGCUAAAUAGAACGGGCGUUUAUUCUACAAUUGAAAAGUUUGACAUUAAAAAUGAUAUUUUGGUUGGUCUUUGAGAUGGUUGAUAGCGGGCUGGCCCGGUUUACCGAGAAGGAAUAUUUUUGGUGGAAUCCCGGUAUCAAUAGCAUGCAUUGUGUUUAGCAAACUUUCGAUUACUUGGGAAACGGGUAGCCCGGGAUCCCGCCUUCUGCUUACUCUUAGCCCGGCAAAGCGGGCUGCAAUUUAAUGUUUUUCUCAUGUAAUCCAUUCAAACCGGGCCAGCCAGGCAAUGCUGGAUGCGAAUUUGAACGACUCAUGCGCUAUCGGGCGUGAUAACAUAAAUCAAAUCAUAAAGCCGAAGAAAAGACAUUAGAACAACCAAGACUUUUAGCUGAAAACGGUUUUUUGACGAGCUUUGCGGCCAUUUUUAAUAUCAAUUUUCCCUCCAAAAUUUUUACCGCUAAUUUACAGGCCGGGCUGGUGUAAUCAAUAUAAUUGUGAGGAAUUUGUAGCCUGGUUGACCCGACCAGCACUCACAACCGGGCCAGCCCGCUGCUAAUAUUUCGUUUGGUCAGGAGGAAAUUCUAACAGCUUGUUAUUGGUUGCUCUUAUAACCAGGUCGUAUAAAGGAUAUAUUUUUAGCUUGAUGACAAUAAUGAUCUAUAAUUAGUAAGCAGUAAUAAUCAAAAUCCCUGUGAAGUUGAAAAUUAGCAUAUUAAGCUUAACUUAACAGCAGGUUAUUUAAAGUAACAUGAACCAGUAGAAUCGAUGUGUGUUGCUUUUAUAAAAAAGGGUGUUUAUUUGAAAAAAAUAGUUAUCAUUAUUUCAUUUAUAUUUUAGUUUCCAGCAAACUAUUAUUAGCUUAACCCGAACCGUCAGUAGAAUUUCAGAGAUGGGGGCACAGUGAGGGAGGGGCAUAAUGUUUCAAUAACAUGUAUCUAUGUAGUUCAGUUAUUUGUAUGUACUGUAGAAUUUUGAAUUGUAUGUGGAGAAUUUGAAUUAUAUAUAUAU